This is a messenger RNA of Nylanderia fulva, 992 nucleotides long. The record is from RefSeq and is a predicted model, not a curated record. Lineage: Eukaryota; Metazoa; Arthropoda; Insecta; Hymenoptera; Formicidae.
CAUUAUUUGAAUAAUAUUUUAGAGAAAUAUGACUAUAAAAGCAAGAACUUUGCGAUUCUAAAAGUACAUCGGUAUGAAAGAAAUACAGUGGCAGAAAAAUUUAUAUGAAAAUUAUGGCUUGUCGGAUAAUUACACAGACAGAUCCUUUUUAGAACAACUACGUAAAAAUAUAAAACCAAAUAAUGUAACAUUGAUUGAAGCGAUAAGUUUAGGUGCAAGUAUAUCCAUACAAUUGAGCAUUGUAGUACUUUUUGUCAUAAUAUUUAUUUGGUUAAAUAACGAGUGGAUCACGCCAAAUGUUAUUGUAAUAUCAGGGGGCAUAUUAACAAUUUUUGGGUAUUUUAUUUACAACAUCAAAAUAUCCAAUCGACCUGCGAAAUUGACAAAAGAUUUAUGGACAGUAUUAAUAUUUCUUACAUUUGGUUACAUAUUAUCGCCUAUUUUGAAAACUUUAACCGAAACGAUUAGCACAGAUACAAUUUAUGCUAUGACGAUAUUAAUGUUCUUGACUCAUUUGACAUUUAGCAAAUACGGUUCAUCACAAAUCUCUUUGUCAGAUUCCUUAUCCAUAACUUCUUCAAUUUUUGGCUCGCUAAUGUUAGCUUCUAGAUUAACAUCUCCAUUACACGCUUUUUCACUUUUAACAGUUUCAGUCCAAUUUUUUGUAUUAUUACCAUAUUUGUUGUCACAAAUAAAUAAUAAAAUUGUUAUAUCAGUCCUUUUGACAAUUGGUACCAUACAUUUGCUUUUAUUUGUUUCACAAACAUUUUCAUACGUUUUUAUUAUUGCUAUAAUAUUUCUCCAUCUUAUUUGUCCACUUUGGUAUAUCAGAUGCCAAAAAUAUAAAGAUAACAUUUAUGGUCCAUGGGAUGAAGCAGUAAUAGUUUCAUAAAACAAAUAAAACUAAACUUUUCUGUAAAAUAUCUAAAAAUAUGUACAUAUGUAAACAUGUAAUCCAUUAAAUUUGCAUUAUAUAUGUGUACUUUGAAAUA